UAGCACUGCAUCCCAUUCUGCAAUCAAACUAAUCAUGGGUCAUCAUGGCCGGCUUUCUAGCUUGCUUGCCUUGCUUCUUCUAGUGAAUGCCAGUAUGGCAUUCUACUUACCUGGAGUCGCUCCUCACAACUACAAGAAAGGCGAUUUGGUUCCCCUCUUUGUCAAUUCGCUUACACCCAUUGUUAGCUCGAAUUCCCAAUUGAAGUCUGUCAUCUCGUAUGAUUAUUAUUAUGAGCCAUUCCACUUCUGCCAACCUGAAGGUGGUCCUCAAAAGCAAUCUGAAUCACUUGGAAGCAUUCUCUUUGGCGAUCGUAUUUUCAACUCUCCUUUCCAGAUCCAUAUGUUGGAAGAUACCGAGUGUAAAUUGCUUUGCACAACCCCAGCUAUUCCUAAGGAGGAUGCAGAAUUUAUCACCGAGCGCGUUAAGGAGAAUUAUGCUAUCAAUUGGUUGAUCGAUGGUCUCCCGGCUGCACGAAAUGCAAAGGACGAACGUGCAGAAGGCGACGAAAGAGAGUUUUACGGUAUCGGUUUCCCACUUGGAUAUACAUCUGCUGAGAAGGAUUACGUGAACACCCACUACUCCAUUCAGAUCAAGUACCACGCUCGUGAAGACGAUAACUACAGAGUCGUUGGUGUUGUUGUUCUUCCCAUUAGCCGUAACACCAAGGAAGAAAAUGGUCAACUCAACUGUGCGCCUAGUGGACCUUAUCAGUUCCAAUACAGCGACAAGGAUACUAUCACCUAUUCAUACAGUGUUCAAUGGAUUGAAUCAACCACUCCCUGGGCUACUCGCUGGGAUAACUACCUUCAUAUCUUUGAUCCAUCCAUCCAUUGGUUCUCAUUGGUAAACUCUAUUGUCAUUGUCCUGUUCUUGACCGGAAUGGUUGCCAUGAUCUUGCUUCGCGCACUUCACAAAGAUAUCUCCCGUUAUAAUGCUGUUGAUGCUCAAGAAGAUGUUCAAGAAGAUUAUGGAUGGAAGCUUGUUCACGGGGAUGUCUUCCGCCCUCCCACCCGCGCUAUGUUCUUGGCUGUAUUGGUUGGUAAUGGUGCCCAGCUUCUUGCUAUGGCCGGUGUUACACUGGUCUUUGCUGUUCUUGGUUUCCUUUCCCCAUCUAACCGUGGUUCCUUGGCUACCGUUAUGGUUAUCCUUUUCAUGAUUUUUGGAAGCAUUGCCGGCUUUGUUUCUGCUAGAGUUUACAAGAUGAACGGAGGUGAAGCAUGGAAGGCUAACGUUGCCUUGACCGCCGUGUUGUUCCCUGGUAUCAUUCUUGGUGAGCUCUUUGGCCUUAACUUCUUCUUGAUUGCUUCCCACUCUUCUGGUGCUGUUCCCUUCGGUAGUAUGGUUGCUGUUUUGGCUCUCUGGGCCUUGAUCUCUUUGCCUCUCAGCGUUAUUGGAUCCUACUUUGGUUUCCGCAAGCCUAGAAUCGAACAUCCUGUCAGAACCAACCAGAUUCCUCGCCAAAUCCCUGAUCAACCCUUCUACCUUCGUACCAUUCCUUCCAUCUUGAUGGGCGGUCUUCUUCCUUUUGGUGCUAUCUUUAUUGAAUUGUAUUUCAUUAUGAAUAGCAUUUGGUUCCAUCGCAUCUAUUAUGGACUAGGUUUCCUUUUCCUUGUCUACUCUGUCUUGAUUUUGACUUGCUCGGAAAUCACUAUCCUUAUGUGCUACUUCCAUUUGUGUAACGAGGAUUAUCAUUGGUCAUGGAGAGCUUUCCUCACCUCUGGUGCAUCUGGAUUCUACGUCUUCCUGUACUCUGCUCUGUAUUAUUUCACCAAGCUUGAUAUCGGCAGCUUCACUGGUACUGUCCUGUACUUUGGCUACUCUGCUAUCAUCAGUCUUCUUGUCACUGUCAUGACUGGAGCUGUUGGCUAUGUAUCUACUCUGGUGUUCUUGCAGAGAAUCUUUGCCAGUAUCAAGGUCGAUUAGAUGGCAUACAUGUUCUCCUCCUCACUUCACAACUAAGAAGAUUUAUCCAAAAACCUCAUGCCUUUUUUCUUUCCCAAAUGCACAUCUGAACUGCAGAAAUCAUACAUAAUUUUAGCCUUACAUCAAUGUUGAAUAAAAAGAGCUAUUUUUUUUAAAAGAACACAUGGAUAUUUGUAUAGUGACUGACAGACGUUGAUACUGUUGGUA
Molecule: messenger RNA, 2131 nt
Organism: Umbelopsis ramanniana AG
Lineage: Eukaryota; Fungi; Mucoromycota; Umbelopsidomycetes; Umbelopsidales; Umbelopsidaceae
Exons: 5
Coding region: 35-1924 (629 amino acids)
Biological process (GO): vacuolar transport; protein localization to membrane
Cellular component (GO): membrane
Source: RefSeq, a predicted model, not a curated record